CAACCGUGAAACCCGUGAGCCGUGAAAGAUGUUUAAAGAUGGAGGGGGUGAAUCUUGUGCGGUAUUUAACUGUUUUAACAACAGAAAAAAAUUUAUUUGUGGAAGCAGUCUAUCUGCAAACUUCACGGUGACAUUCUCCACAAAGAUUGUCCGUGCAUUGUUCCAUACAGCCUUCACAAGAUGCCUAAAGCGGAGCCCGAAAAACUUCAAUGGCAACGAGCACUGCAUCGCAAUGAUUUGCCGAAGAAUGUGUUUGUAUGUUCAACACAUUUUAUAGAUGGGCGACCAACUGCAAGAAAUCCCAUACCCAGUCUGAAUUUAGGUUAUGAAGCUCCCAUAAAAGUUGGUCGUCGACUUUUGAAAAGGAAGUUUGUUGCAGAACAAAAGACGGAUGGGACAGAAGUUAUAAAACAACAAAAACUGGCUGCUACUGCUGCAGAUGAAGUCGAAACCUUCAACAUUCAAACUGAACCAAACAUGACAUCUUCUUCUGUGCAGACGAGCAUGACAGAAAGCAGAUCUGCAGGCACACAGUGGACGGAUCUCACACUGUGUGAACAUGAAUAUGCAAGAACAUUCCUUGCAGGAUCCAGGAAUUCAGGUACACAAACAAGAGUCAUCAAGAUGGAGGAAAAAGGUGUAAACUGCAACACCUUACACGUACGUCUCAGUGCUGCUGACAUAACUACCAACUCCUUAGCCUUGCUUUACACAGGACUGCCGUUAAAGACUUUUAGAACUCUUUUGCGUGUUAUGGAAAGUUUGAACAACCCACUGACAUUUACUAUGCCUGUGUCAGAUCAAGUCUUACUAGUUCUUAUUAAAUUAAGGCUUAAUUUACUGUUUGCAGAUAUUGCCAACAGAUUUGGUAUAUCUGAGUCUCAUGCAUGCAAUAUUUUUAAUCAAAGACUAUCUUUUAUGGCUUCAAAACUUAAAAACUUAAUAGUUUGGCUUCCACCUUUUUCCUGGGGAUGA
Saccostrea cuccullata (small rock oyster) is the source of this 975-nucleotide messenger RNA. RefSeq lists its product as uncharacterized. Bases 181 to 975 code for a protein of 264 amino acids. NCBI's taxonomy places the organism in Eukaryota, Metazoa, Mollusca, Bivalvia, Ostreida, Ostreidae. The record is from RefSeq and is a predicted model, not a curated record. The transcript is spliced from 3 exons.